AAUUAUUGUUAAAAUGGCAACCACAAUAUUCUCUGUUUUCGAAAACAAGCAAAACCUGGACAAGACAGCCGUCAUCAUUCCAUCGUCGGCGCCUAUCCCUGCUUCUCUUACUUACAAACAGCUUCUUGAUGUUAUCUACGAUUUUGCCAACAAGUUGUCUCAGGCUGUCCCUGCCGAGGCAUUAAAGCCCGGAAGCUCCAUUUCUAUUUCUUAUAUUAACUCUCUCGAGUUUGUGGUUGCUUUUCUCGGUGUCGGCUUCAUGCGUCUGAUUGCCUCCCCUCUCAACCCAGCCUACAAGAAAGACGAAUUCAACUUUUACUUGGAGGAUGCCCAGAGCACAAUUAUGAUUGUUCCCGCCGGUGCCUCCAAAGACCCAAAGAAUGCUGCCGUGUCUGCUGCCAGAGACAGAGGUGCUCUUGUUGUUGAGAUCCACUGGAAUGGAAAGUCUUUGGAUGUUGAGCUUGUUGGUGGUAGCAAAGGUUCCGGAAGCCACCGUAAGAUCGAGUCGUUUAAACCCCAGACCGAAGAUAUUGCACUUUUGUUGCACACCAGCGGUACAACGGGAAGACCUAAAGGUGUUCCUCUUACACAGCUCAACUUAGCUACCUCUAUGAACAACAUUGUGCACACCUAUGAACUGAAUCCCAAAGACAGAACCAUGCUGGUUAUGCCCCUCUUUCACGUACAUGGCCUGGUCUGUGGAUUACUGGCCACUCUCUUGGCCGGUGGCUCGGCUGUAAUUCCUCAGAAGUUCAGUGCUUCUCAUUUCUGGAAAGACUUUACUGAUACUGGUUGCAACUGGUACACUGCAGUUCCGACAAUUCAUCAGAUCCUCUUGAGAAACCCACCUGCUUCGGUCCCUAAUAUUCGAUUUAUUCGCUCCUGCUCAUCAAGUCUGGCCCCUGCAACUUUCCAUGCCAUCGAAAAGCACUUCAAGGCUCCUGUACUGGAAGCAUACGCCAUGACUGAAGCAUCUCACCAAAUGACUUCUAACCCACUUCCAAAGUUCGGACCACACAAGCCUGGGUCCGUAGGUUUGGGCCAGGGUGUUGAGGUUGUGAUCCUAGACGACGAAGGCAAUCCCACAAUUGAGGGAGAAGUGUGCAUUCGCGGUGCUAAUGUCACCCAUGGAUAUCUCAACAAUGUCGAGGCUACCCAAAAAUCGUUCACAAAGGAUGGUUACUUUAGAACGGGUGACCAGGGUAAAAAAGACAAGGAUGGUUAUCUUGUGCUGACCGGUCGUAUCAAGGAACUGAUUAACCGUGGUGGUGAGAAGAUCUCUCCUCUUGAACUCGAUGCCGUCCUUCUCAGCCAUCCAAAGGUAGCUGAGGCAGUAAGCUUUGCUGUUCCCGAUGAUAUGUACGGACAGGAAGUCCAUGCUGCUGUUGUGUUGCGUCCUGAGGCUUCCAAAGAAACCCACAGAGCCAUUGAGCGUGAAUUGACCUCGUACAUGGUUACAAAAGUGGCCAAAUUCAAGGUACCAAAGCGUAUCUAUGUAACUGAACAUAUGCCCAAGACUGCCACCGGAAAGAUUCAGCGUCGUGUUGUCAGUGAAACAUUCUUCAAGCCUCAACAGCAACAGGCUAAGCUUUAAAAAUAUAAUGCCUUUAAUUAAUCGACACCAGCAACGGUACCGUCAAAAGCAACAAAAAAAAGGGUCUUUAUAAUACGUAGAAUACUGUUUCAAAACACACGUUUUUUUUUGUACUUUAUAUACUAGAUAUUCAAAAUAUAUAUACUUCCCCAGCAUCCAUCCUACAUUUUUUGUUCUUCAAGAGAACUAAAAGUAAAUAAACAGCCAACCAAACAAC
Messenger RNA from Phycomyces blakesleeanus NRRL 1555(-), 1811 nucleotides. RefSeq lists its product as hypothetical. The transcript is spliced from 3 exons. The record is from RefSeq and is a predicted model, not a curated record. Bases 14 to 1594 code for a protein of 526 amino acids. Gene Ontology annotation, biological process: fatty acid metabolic process. Gene Ontology annotation, molecular function: medium-chain fatty acid-CoA ligase activity. Lineage: Eukaryota; Fungi; Mucoromycota; Mucoromycetes; Mucorales; Phycomycetaceae.